This is a messenger RNA of Mercurialis annua (annual mercury), 1185 nucleotides long. RefSeq names its product protein SMALL AUXIN UP-REGULATED RNA 10. Bases 439 to 930 code for a protein of 163 amino acids. The record is from RefSeq and is a predicted model, not a curated record. The transcript is spliced from 3 exons. Gene Ontology annotation, biological process: response to auxin. NCBI's taxonomy places the organism in Eukaryota, Viridiplantae, Streptophyta, Magnoliopsida, Malpighiales, Euphorbiaceae.
AACCAAACUAAUCUCUCUCUCAAAUCAAUUUUAUUUAUUUUUCUGUUACAUUAUAAACCGUUACCAAAACAAAAACAAAAAACGGACUGGCCGAAAACGGCAGUGCACCCAAAAAAAAUCGCUACGAAUUUCAUUGAGGCCUAAAAACAAACACCUGCUCUGCAUUUCUUUCAAGAUUUAGAAAAAAAAGUUAUUGGUAAUAUCUUUUUCUCUCUUUCUAAGGAAGAACGAGCUCGCUCGCUCUGUUCAUCUCCUCCACCUUCUCAGCCAAAUUUUACCCGCAUGGCAUUUCGCUGGAGGUGUACUAAUACCACCACCUAAUUGCGGCUCAGAUUCCCCGUAGAACAUGAUCUGCUGCGACUUGUAUGUCCGGGAUCAGUGACCCCUGAAUUUGCUUCCGGGAUUUUGUUUUUACUGUUGUCGUAAAACAUUUAGGCGAUGGAUGACCAUGGCGGCAGCAAGUUGACGGGAAUCAAGCAGAUUGUAAGGCUAAAAGAAAUUCUUCAAAAGUGGCAAUCUGUUACAAUUGGCUCAAAGGCUCAGGAAUCCGAAGGAGAAACUAGUAGCCCUCCUGCUGCUGGAAUUUCACCACAAAUCAGUAAAAGGCUAACAGACUUUAAGAAUUGUUGUGAUUCAGAUGAGGAAAGCUGCCACGGCCCUGGAGCGCCACCUGAUGUCCCUAAAGGGUAUCUAGCGGUUUAUGUAGGGCCAGAGCUGCGAAGGUUUAUUAUUCCGACUGACUACCUAAGCCAUUCUCUAUUCAAAGUUUUGCUGGAAAAGGUUGAAGAGGAGUUCGGGUUUGAUCACAGUGGCGGGCUCACUAUCCCAUGCGAGAUUGAGACCUUUAAAUUUCUCCUGAAAUGCAUGGAGCACCAUCCGAAGGAUGAUCAGCAUGAUGGCGGCUCAAGUGGAGAAUUAACUAACCCUUGAAGAACGAUUAUACCGAUCUCUGUAGCAGUCGAGAUUUUAGGGCUGAUUACAGAUGUUAAGCUGGGUCUCUUUGUAUGCAGAGUAGGAAAAAUUUAGUUAGGUUUUGCGCAUUUGUGCACUCAAUUUGGUAUUAAGGUUGAGUUUUAUUAACCUCUGUAUUGUUUUAAUUGGGAUGUGGCCUUCAAUUGAGUAUAAAAAGACGGAUAUGCAUUGUUCAGUGAAAUUCCAUCUACUAAUAUUUGUUAUAUAUUCCAA